Zalophus californianus (California sea lion) is the source of this 4033-nucleotide messenger RNA. RefSeq names its product ATP binding cassette subfamily G member 1 (gene ABCG1). Gene Ontology annotation, cellular component: plasma membrane. Gene Ontology annotation, biological process: transmembrane transport; cholesterol homeostasis. Gene Ontology annotation, molecular function: ATP binding; ATP hydrolysis activity; ABC-type sterol transporter activity. The record is from RefSeq and is a predicted model, not a curated record. NCBI's taxonomy places the organism in Eukaryota, Metazoa, Chordata, Mammalia, Carnivora, Otariidae. The transcript has 15 exons. The coding region runs from base 1631 to 3319 and encodes 562 amino acids.
AACAACCUCACGGAAGCCCAACGCUUUUCUUCCCUGCCGCGCAGGGCAGCCGUGAACAUCGAGUUCAAGGACCUCUCCUACUCAGUCCCGGAAGGACCCUGGUGGAGGAAGAAAGGCUGGAUGAGAGGACCCCAGAUUGAUGGUGGCUCUUCAGUCGUGGUAGGAAGACAGGGACUGUCACGAAGGCCGGCCAGCAUCCGCCUGUGCUGGCUGCCAGCGCGGGCUCGGCCCUCUUCGCCGGAUGCCCCUCACGUUGGUCUUUCAAGAGGACACGAUUUCUUACUGUUCCGGAGGGCAAAGGAAGGGAGGUGCUUCUCCCAAGUUUGAAGUCCAAAGUAGCCGGUGACCUAGAGCGGCCUCUCCGGCUGCCGAUCGUCUACAUUAUGGGUGGUGCCGAUGGGCUAUAAAUAGACUGUUGUCAAAUGAGCCACGGAAAUGAAAAUACAAGAGAGAGAGGAUGGGACUGGGAGGCUCUGGAGUUUGCCACCGUUUGCUGCGUGUUCACGGGAUUUGGUGACCGAUGCCGGUAUUUGGAGUUUUUUUAGCCACCUGGAUGUUCCUGUGCUAGCUCGAGAUUUCCAAAGUGUGUAGAGUUAAUGCUUCCCUGGGUUGGUGUUUUGCUUUGUUUUGUUUUUUUCCAGCCUGACCUAUGUGCCCAUCCUGCACCCCCCUUUCAGGCGGGUGGGGGGCAGUUGGGAGACGGCAUGUCCCACGUCCCCCAGGAACAACAGCCUGUGGCUUCUCAUGAGCCUUUACAACUACGGGGACAUCUGUGAGGAAUCUGGAACAAGGACAGUGAGCCGGGUACCGCUGGCCUAUUGUAUGUUAGGACUCUCAACUGAAAUCCAGAGUCAGACCUUCCUUCUUUUCAAGGCAGACCCACCAAGACUUUUUUAGAUUUCAUGAUCCUGUCUUUUCCCGCUAUUACCUUCAUUUUGUUCUCCUACUCCCUUGAAGCUAAGCUGUUGAGGUUGUUGGCAUGGACGCUCUGGGCUUCCUUGUGACCAUGGUGCUGGACUCUUGAUGGACCGGCCCCUGGGACCUGCUCGCCACGUUAGUUACCAGAUGACUUUAUGUCUGUUUGUACAAGUAGGAACACAUCCUGAGCUUUAUCAGUGGCCGGCUGUAUGCUGCCAUCUGAUACUUACAUUGUCAGAGUUUGCCAGCCAGUGUUGUAAAGAAAGAAAGCCCGUGGCAGGCUCAGGGUUGGGCCCGUUUGUGUGAGCCCAUUGAAGUUUCAACACAGGCUUAUAGCCUUUUCCUUCUCACCGUGAAAGAAAAACCUUGGGGAAAAACUUGCUGAGCCACCAGGAGGACCUUGUUGUUUUGGCUCGGUUGGUCUAGAAGGACAAACUGUGGCAGGCCUUCGAGAGGCAGAGGUCGAUUCCAGCACGUCUGUUACGUGUGGCCGCGGAAAUGGUCGUGAGGCUUGGAUGGGUGUCCUGGACAGUGAAGGUGCCACGCAGACCAGGCAUGCAAACACUGGAAAACGGAGGCAGAAUCUCGUUUUGACAUCUAAUACAGCAAGCGUUCAUGGUUUGCAAGUGGAGAACAGCAUUUCCUAUUAGGCUACAAGACCCUCCUGAAAGGGAUUUCCGGGAAGUUCAACAGCGGGGAGCUGGUGGCCAUCAUGGGGCCCUCUGGGGCUGGGAAGUCCACGCUCAUGAACAUCCUGGCUGGGUACAGGGAGACAGGCAUGAAGGGCGCCGUCCUCAUCAACGGCCUGCCCCGGGACCUGCGCUGCUUCCGGAAGGUGUCCUGUUACAUCAUGCAGGACGACAUGCUUCUGCCACACCUCACGGUGCAGGAGGCAAUGAUGGUGUCCGCACACCUGAAGCUCCAGGAGAAGGACGAAGGCAGGAGGGAGAUGGUCAAAGAGAUCCUGACGGCUCUGGGCUUGUUGUCUUGUGCCAACACACGGACUGGGAGCCUCUCGGGCGGCCAGCGGAAGCGCCUGGCCAUCGCCCUGGAGCUGGUGAACAACCCUCCCGUCAUGUUCUUUGAUGAGCCCACCAGUGGGCUGGACAGUGCCUCCUGCUUCCAGGUGGUCUCCCUGAUGAAAGGGCUGGCUCAGGGAGGGAGGUCCAUCAUCUGUACCAUCCACCAGCCCAGCGCCAAGCUCUUCGAACUCUUCGACCAGCUUUAUGUCCUCAGUCAAGGACAAUGUGUGUACCGGGGAAAAGUCUCAAAUCUUGUACCAUACUUGAGGGAUUUAGGUCUGAACUGCCCAACCUACCACAACCCAGCUGAUUUUGUCAUGGAGGUCGCGUCUGGUGAAUACGGCGAUCAGAACGGCCGCCUGGUGAGAGCCGUCCGGGAGGGCAUGUGUGACUCCGACCACAGGAGAGAGCCUGGGGGGGAUGCCGAGGUGAACCCUUUUCUUUGGCACCGGCCCUCUGAAGAGGUAAAGCAGGCAAAACGAUUGAAGGGGUGGAGAAAGGACUCCACCUCCAUGGAGGGCUGCCACAGCUUCUCAGCCAGCUGCCUCACCCAGUUCUGCAUCCUCUUCAAACGGACUUUCCUCAGUAUCAUGAGGGAUUCGGUCCUGACGCACCUGCGGAUCACAUCUCACAUUGGAAUCGGCCUCCUUAUUGGCCUGCUGUACCUGGGGAUUGGGAACGAAGCCAAGAAGGUCCUGAGUAACUCCGGCUUCCUCUUCUUUUCCAUGCUGUUCCUCAUGUUCGCUGCCCUCAUGCCCACCGUUCUCACGUUUCCCCUGGAGAUGGGAGUAUUUCUUCGGGAACACCUGAAUUAUUGGUACAGCCUGAAGGCCUACUACCUAGCCAAGACCAUGGCCGACGUGCCUUUCCAGAUCAUGUUCCCAGUGGCCUACUGCAGCAUCGUGUACUGGAUGACGUCGCAGCCGUCCGACGCCGUGAGGUUCGUGCUGUUCGCUGCGCUGGGCACCAUGACGUCCCUGGUGGCACAGUCCCUGGGUCUGCUCAUUGGAGCCGCAUCCACAUCCCUGCAGGUGGCGACCUUUGUGGGACCCGUGACGGCCAUCCCUGUUCUCCUCUUCUCGGGGUUCUUCGUCAGCUUCGACACGAUCCCGGCUUACCUGCAGUGGAUGUCGUAUAUCUCCUACGUCAGGUACGGGUUUGAAGGGGUCAUCCUGUCCAUCUACGGGCUGGACCGAGAGGACCUGCACUGUGGCAUCGAUGAGACAUGCCACUUCCAGAAGUCGGAGGCCAUCCUGAGGGAGCUGGACGUGGAGGACGCCAAGCUCUACCUGGACUUCAUCGUUCUGGGUAUUUUCUUCAUCUCCCUGCGCCUCAUCGCCUAUUUUGUCCUGAGAUACAAAAUCCGGGCAGAGAGGUAAAAACACCAGAGUGCCAGGAGACACAGACGUAGACAUCGCGGCCCAGGACCCCUUGUAGAGCCGCAGAGACCGCUGCCGCCCAGACCCCGGCGGCACGCUCGGGCCGCGGGCAUCGUGCUGCCCAUCCGCGCCCAGCCAGCUCGGCGCCUCUCUCCAUCUCCCUUUCUGGCUUCACCUGGGAAGAAGGUGUAGAAAGUCGUCACAUCUGUGUGCGGAAUUUAACACGGCGGUGGCCGGGCAUGCAGGAGUGGGCAGCAGAGGGGCGGCCGGGAAGCUGGGGGUGGCCCCGUCUCGGGACUGUCGCUGUUGUCCUACGGUUUUGCCUCCUUCUCCAGGGAGAAGUCAAUUUCCAAGCCAAAAGCCGGUAACUCUCAUUCAUUUUAAGAAACUGUAUCUUUUUAGUACUUGUUAAAGGAAAUUAUUCAGGGUAAAUAACACACUUUGCUUAGAGAUACGAGGGGCUUAACUAAGGCGCGGAGCUGGUCUUGUUUUCAGGCAGACCUUGGGAAAGGCGUGGGCGCAGUGCCCCGGCAGAGAGAAGGCUCUGGGGCAGCACGCAUUCCGAAAAGUCAUACAGAAAGCUGGAGGGUGACAUAGGCCAACCUUCCCAAAGUCUUUUCUCCCCUCCCCCACCCCAUGCUGCUUAUCUUAAGCAAAAAAUAUGUUUAUUUCUUCCUAACUUUCUGAACACCUUAAUUUCGCCUAAAAAGUGUC